Messenger RNA from Xenopus tropicalis (tropical clawed frog), 3392 nucleotides. It is a transcript of the gene rtn3, whose product is annotated as reticulon 3. The record is from RefSeq and is a predicted model, not a curated record. Bases 127 to 1869 code for a protein of 580 amino acids. Lineage: Eukaryota; Metazoa; Chordata; Amphibia; Anura; Pipidae. Gene Ontology annotation, cellular component: membrane; endoplasmic reticulum membrane; Golgi membrane. The transcript has 9 exons.
CUUAUGACAACUUCCUGUGGGAGAAUGAAAGGACUCGCCCAGUCCUCAUUACAGCCCAGACGCAGCGCAGGGAGGAUAUCUGUGCAGCCCUGAAUAAUUACAUCUUAAAAAGAGCUCGGUACCAGUAUGGCGGACACCAGCGGGCCUCAGUCCUCCCAUAUAUCUUCUUCAGCAGGGGAGAAGGGCAGCGGCUGUGCAGAGUCACCGGGUUCUCCUUUUGAAAUGAUUGCCAACAGCACAGGUUUUGACUUCAAGAACACUUCUGGCGAGAACACGGCUGCCGCUCACGGACUUACAUAUAUUUCUUCUAAAACUUCAUAUCUUUAUGGGUCUAUAGAGGGAGUGGAGCCAUCAGACACCGGACCUGUAUAUGCAGGUAUUUCUGAAAAUGACGGGAACCUGUCAAUGACAUUGGAUAAUGCUCUUCAUACCUCUGAGGACAUUUGUAUGAGGAACACAAAUGUGCCUGAUAUUACACAUACCAGUGCAACUCAUGUAAGCAAGCCAAUUGAUACACAGUGUGGAACUCUGGAUCUGGAUGAUUCCCAUGAAUUGUACAGAAGUAGGACAGAGGAGGAAAGCAAUAGGGGGCUAUGUGAAGAGUCACAUCUGACAUGUGCGGAUACUGGAGAGACCAGCUCUGCUGACAUUCUGCUUAGUUCUUCUUAUGGAAAACGCUGGCAAGAGGUGGAUGAAGAGCUGGACAGUUCUGGGGAAUCCGAUGACACUGUCAUUGAUGCAGGCUGGAGACUAAAAAGUACAGCUGCAGAGAAAUUAGAAAAUUGUGAGGAAGGUUGGGUUGAAAUUGGUGGAGCUCAGCAGAAACAAGAGCUGGAAUGUGAUUUGCUAGAGGGAGUGGGAGCAAUGGAGAAUGAGAUUGCAGCAACUCAAGGCAAUGCAAGACCGCACAUACCAAAUGAAUGGAACAAGACAGAAGAUAUUUCUGCUACAACCAACCCUAAAACUGGAUUGGCCAAAAAUGCUCUGGACUCUCCAAACAGUGAGGACUUUGUAUUCCUGGCAGAGACCUCUGUUAUAAAUCGGUUUACAGAAGGCACUAACCAGGGGAAAACCGAUUCUCUAGAAAAUCAGAUUCAGGAAAAUCUCACUAUUGAAGCCCUGAGGGCCCUGGCUGUUAUUGGGGAAGAUCCAGAAUCUGAAAGCAGAGAGUCUUCUCCUGAAAUCUUGUAUCCUAUUGCACAGUCUGGCAGCGCUGAAGCUUUAAAGAUGGAAGUUUUGCAAACCUAUCAUAAGUUACCCCAGGUCACUGACUCACCUGUUGAUAUUGCAACACUCAAAGUGCAGGACCUCUUGUACUGGCGGGAUGUAAAGCAAUCUGGAAUGGUUUUUGGAGGGACAAUGGUACUGCUUCUAUCCCUGGCGGCGUUCAGCAUUAUAAGCGUCAUUUCCUAUCUUGUCCUGUCACUACUCGCAGUCACCAUCAGCUACCGUGUCUACAAGUCUGUCCUACAAGCUGUGCAGAAGACUGACGAGGGGCAUCCUUUCAAGCCUCUGCUGGAGAAGGAUAUCGCGCUGUCAUCUGACGCCUUCCAAAAGGCACUGAGCACAUCCCUUGCUCAUGUCAACCAUGCUCUGAAGUAUAUUGUCCGCCUGUUUCUUGUGGAGGACCUUGUAGAUUCACUCAAGCUUGCCCUACUUAUGUGGCUGAUGACUUAUGUAGGAGCUGUAUUUAAUGGGAUCACGCUUCUCAUUCUUGGUGUCCUGCUGGCGUUCACUGCACCCAUAGUGUAUGAGAAAUACAAGGUACAAAUUGAUCAUUACGUCUCGCUGGUCCAUAGCCACGUGAAGUCUAUAACAGAGAAGAUUCAAGCCAAGCUCCCAGGAGCACUGAAGAAAAAGUCUGAGUGAAGGAGCAGAUCUGUGGAGGGAGAGGGGAAGGGUGGUUGUAAGGAAGUGAACACUGGCUAUGUCAUAUCUCUUUAUUACUGUUAAAUUGGCUUCCUUUAUGUGGCGGCUACAAGGUCCUGUUUAAACACAUAUAUUUACACCUGGUGUGUCUCUGGCAGGGUAAGGUUCUGUUUAGACAGGGUCUUGCAUCUGGGUUUCUGUAAACACUGGAGAGCUGGGUAGAGACCCAGCAGCACCUACUGCGCCUGUCGCUUCCCCCCCCCCCCCCCCCCCUUCCUUUCAAAAACCAGUCACUCCCAUGUCUCAUUGGCUUGUCUCUGAUCUGCCUGUGCCUCAAGGCUUCUGCAGUCAUACCUUGCCCCUUUACUGACUUCCUUCGACUUUUUAAACCUUUUUCCAAAUUUAUUGUGCCCAUUGCACUCCACUGGUCCCCAUUUAUCUAUCUUUUCUAUCACCUUUUGGCUUGUUCUUGUUUCUGCAACUCUUAUACCUGCGAAAUGAGAUUUCCUAAUCCAGCACCCACCCAGUGAAAGCCAGUCACUGCCACAUCAUUACAAAACCCCCUUUUUUGCAUUCUAUUUUGCUAUUUAAUUUAUAUUUAAUUUUGUGUUGUUUAUGUGGAAAUGCUUUGAGUGGCAUGCCAGGAACUACUGAUGGUUGUAGGACACAAAGCUGUAUAGUGGGUAUCCUGCACUCUCUCCAUGUGCCUCACGUUCUGUCUUCUCUACUCACACCAUGGAAGGUGGGAAUUCCUAUCAUUACAUGUAAUCUACACAAGAGUCCCAGAAAGCUAAUACACUUAUAUUAACUCUCAAUGUUUUUAUGGAGUAUCAUUAUGUAAUUCCUGACUUUAUUUAGAUGCCCAAUUUGCCAGUGUGAAUGAAACACCCACUCAUGUUCACUAGGUAUGAAUGUGUCCAAAGCUUUGUAUAGUCAUAGAUUUCCUGUUGGUGUUUGGGACAGUAGUGCAGGUUUGGUCUCCUCCCUGAAACACUUGGGGGUGAGGCUGUUACUAUAGCGUUGGAUCCAGCUAAUGGUUUUGAGGUUCCUGGAAGCUGCAGUUUUUUGUCUUUUACGUUGAACUGUCACAGGUAACCCAUAAACUGGGGCCAUUAAGCAUGGAAGUAAUGGAAAUAAUAACUUCAAUAAUACAAACACAAAAAGUGAAAAUAAUAAUAAAAUAAAGAAAGGUUAUAAAUUUAAGUUAGGAAAAUAGAUGUCCUGCCUCGGGCGCAGGGUUUUUUUUUAAUGUGAUGUGUUGCACUGAGCUUCUAACUAUUCACUAUGUAUCAAUGCUGUUCAAGUUAAAUGCAUUAUUGUUAAUUCUUAGUCAUGAGAGGGACAUGUACGCUAAUAAUGCUGUCAAACAAACUUGUUCACACAGGGGGGGAAAAGACCUGCUUUUAUUUUUCAGGUGUUGGAAUUAUAAAAGCAAUUUUUCUUUUUAGUUUCUGCAAGUCCGUGGAACAAACUUCUAUAUAUAUUGCAAAUACAUGUGGUAUUAAUAAAAAGGAAUAGGAACA